AUGAAUACUAAGGCGAGGAAGGUUCAAGGGAACCGUCAUCCAAGGAACACUGGUGAAUUCGUCUUCUCAGGAGGGCGUGGCGUUGACGAGCGUUUCUGUAGACGCGCGUUUGCCGAGCCUUGUGCCACAGAGGUGGUUCCAAGCUCACCUAGUAUGCUCGCUUGGACGGCGUCGCCUUCGCCUUUUCGCCGAUGCACGUUGAAUGCUGCUUCCAUAUCGCCUCGGAGAAGCGCUUUCGCGAGGUGCCCGCUCAGACCCCUCGGUCGAAAGGCGUUGCGAGCGCGCUUGCACGCGAGCUUAGAGCCACCGCGAGACACUGCAGCCACCAGUUCCCAUGAAUUCACACAUCACGUGACUGAGAAGGCCAAAGAUUGGAGCGGCUCUGGAACUUGGCUGCAAAGCUACAUCGAGCAGGGUCCGCUGGCGGCGGCGAUUCCCCCGCAGUAUGCGCCAAGUCGCUCGCUCUCGCGCUGGCAGGCAUGGGGCUCGUACCUAUUUAAAGAACUCGGCUUGGACGGGACCCUUGAGCGCGAUCAAAAUCGCAUUUUUCGUUUCUAUUUACCUGUUUUUGCCUGGUCCCUACAUGUUGUCAACCGACUGCAACGAGACGAGAGACGGAAGCAGCACGGCGUCAUUAUCGGACUGCAAUGCCCUCAAGGAGGCGGAAAGACCACACUGACAGCUGCACUCCAGAAAUUAUUCGAUCUCGAGCAACGUCGGUGUGUAUCUCUCAGCAUCGAUGAUUUUUAUCUAACUCGUCGCGAGCAGGAGGCACUAGCCAGAGCGUUUCCCGAGAAUCCGCUGCUGGGCUCAAGAGGCAACCCGGGGACGCACGAUAUCUCGCUUGCGCUGCAGGUUUUGAACGAGGUGGUAGCUGCACCGUAUCCAGGGGAACAUGCAGAGGUUGCGGUGCCGCGUUACGACAAGUCCGCCUUUCAAGGACUGGGCGAUCGUGCUCCGCCAGAGCAGUGGCCCCUUGUGAGCCGGCCUGUUGAUGUCGUCUUCCUGGAGGGCUGGUGCCUCGGAUUCCGACCGCUGGCGCUACACGAGCGACCUGCUACAAUGGACCCGAUUACCUUGCGUCAUUUGAUGCAAGUCGAUCGAUUCCUCGCGGAAGACUUUAGUCGGCUCUACCCGCUCUUGGAUGCAUUUAUUGUCAUUGCAUUGGAUGGUCCGAAAUUAAGUGAAUCCUUACGGAUUGUGUACCAGUGGCGCCUCGAGGCUGAACAGCAGAUGCGGGCUGCAGGGCGACCAGCCAUGACCGAUGAGCAGGUCUACGCGUUUGUCGAUAAGUUUAUGCCAGCGUACAAGGCGUAUUUAGGUGAUUUGUAUGGCGGCCCGCCUCUUACUGGAAACUUGUCGCGGGAAUUGCGCGUUGGUAUCGAUGAAACCCGCUCGCCAACUCGACUGAACCCGCACUCGGAGCUCGUUCCUUGA
This is a messenger RNA of Cyanidioschyzon merolae strain 10D, 1437 nucleotides long. RefSeq names its product glycerate kinase. Lineage: Eukaryota; Rhodophyta; Bangiophyceae; Cyanidiales; Cyanidiaceae. Gene Ontology annotation, cellular component: cytoplasm. The transcript has a single exon. The record is from RefSeq and is a predicted model, not a curated record. Bases 1 to 1437 code for a protein of 478 amino acids.